Messenger RNA from Caenorhabditis elegans, 774 nucleotides. It is a transcript of the gene ZK909.3, whose product is annotated as Guanosine-3',5'-bis(diphosphate) 3'-pyrophosphohydrolase MESH1. The transcript has 3 exons. NCBI's taxonomy places the organism in Eukaryota, Metazoa, Nematoda, Chromadorea, Rhabditida, Rhabditidae. The record is from RefSeq and is marked reviewed. The coding region runs from base 6 to 695 and encodes 229 amino acids. Gene Ontology annotation, molecular function: guanosine-3',5'-bis(diphosphate) 3'-diphosphatase activity.
AAAUCAUGGUCGACAAAAAACACGAGGAAAAGUUGGUCGAGUUUGAGGGAAUGUAUCCAGAACUGGAGAAAGCCACCGAUGACUUAGAGAAAAAGGUUAAACUGGAAGACACUGACUACGACGAUCUUCUCAAAAAACCAGAAAAACCAUUUAAUGAGGAAACUGAACUAGCGGACUGGAAUCUUGUCCUGAAAGCAACUGAUUUCGCAGCUCGUCGCCAUCGCCAUCAGAAGCGUAAGGAUAAUGCGACCCCGUACAUUAAUCAUCCCAUUGGUGUAAUGUAUAUUCUCACAAAUGAAGCAAAAGUAUAUGAUCCAGUGACACUUGCUGCUGCAGUACUUCAUGAUGUUGUUGAGGAUACCAAGACGACUCCGGAGGAAAUUCAGCAAGAAUUUGGAAAUGAAGUGUUUCAAGUUGUGAAGGAGUGUACAGAUGAUAAGAAUUUGGCAAAAGCCGAAAGGAAGAAGCUUCAAAUUGAGAAUUAUGGAAAACAUAGUCAUCAAGCAAAGCUAGUCCAUUUGGCCGACAAAUUGUACAACUUGCGUGAUCUGGAACGCAAGGCACCAAUCGGAUGGGACAAAAAACGAGUUAACGAGUACUUUAAAUGGAGUCGUGAGGUAAUUGGUGAAAUGAAGGGAACUAAUGAAUCACUGGAAUAUGCUUUGGAUGACGUCAUCAACCGUCAUUUGGCCUAAUUUUUGAUUUCGAACUUUGUGAUGAUCUGUCGAUAUAUCUCCAUUUUAUCAGCUUUUCUAAAAUAAAUUUUUUCAAAUU